Messenger RNA from Puntigrus tetrazona (Sumatra barb), 3015 nucleotides. It is a transcript of the gene opn8b, whose product is annotated as opsin 8, group member b. Gene Ontology annotation, cellular component: membrane. Bases 221 to 1288 code for a protein of 355 amino acids. The record is from RefSeq and is a predicted model, not a curated record. Gene Ontology annotation, molecular function: G protein-coupled receptor activity. NCBI's taxonomy places the organism in Eukaryota, Metazoa, Chordata, Actinopteri, Cypriniformes, Cyprinidae. Gene Ontology annotation, biological process: visual perception; G protein-coupled receptor signaling pathway. The transcript has 4 exons.
CUCCUUCUGUUGUUAAGGUUUUUCAUGAAAUCGCGCCGGACAUCAGAUGUCGCUGACACCUGACGGCAGGAUCAGCUAUACCUUCUCGCUCCGGUGGAAUUUCACGGCGCGCGCCUCAAUUUUCUCCAACUUUUUCCAAAUCGCACCGAUGUCGAGCGCGUCUCCUUCUGGGAAUUAACAUCGCCUCGUCUCCUCCGAAGAGCACAUCUCACUUGUCCACAUGGAUGUUUAUUCCUCUAAACUGUCGACAGCUGUGGAUUAUGGAGUUGGCGCGUUCCUGUUGCUCAUUGCAAUUCUUUCCAUUGUGGGGAAUUUUAUGGUUCUUGUGAUGGCGUACAAGAGGUCAAACCACAUGAAACCCCCUGAGCUUCUGAGUGUGAAUCUUGCCGUGACGGAUCUGGGUGCCGCCGUCACCAUGUACCCACUGGCUGUAGCCUCAGCAUGGAACCACCACUGGAUAGGAGGAGAUGUCACCUGCGUGUACUAUGGCCUGAUGGGAUUUUUCUUCGGAGCAGCUAGCAUGAUGACCCUGACAAUUAUGGCCGUUGUUCGUUUCAUUGUGUCUUUAACGCUCCAGUCACCAAAAGAGAAAAUGAGCAAAAGGAAUGCAAAGAUCCUCGUGGCGACCACGUGGCUGUAUGCACUUCUCUGGGCUAUUUUUCCUUUGAUUGGCUGGGGAAAAUACGGCCCGGAGUCCUUUGGCCUGUCCUGUACUCUGGCCUGGAGAGACAUGAAGGAACAGAGCCAGUCUUUUGUCAUCACCAUUUUCCUCAUGAACCUCAUCCUCCCAGCCAUCAUCAUCAUCUCAUGCUACUCCGCUAUUGCUCUGAAACUGUACAUCACCUACAAGUCAAUGAAUGACAACAACCACAUCCCCAGCAUGAUAAAGACGCAGCGCCGGCUCAUGUUGAUCGCUGUGUUAAUCAGCAUUGGGUUUGUUGGCUGCUGGGCGCCUUACGGCAUCGUCAGCCUGUGGUCCGUCUACCGCCCCGGUGACUCCAUCCCUCCAGAGGUCAGCAUGUUACCCUGUCUGUUCGCCAAGUCAUCCACUGUAUACAACCCGUUCAUCUACUAUAUCUUCAGCAAGACCUUUAAGCAAGAAGUCAAACAGUUGGGCCGCUUCUGCGGGAGAUCCAACAUCUGCCCUACUUCUGAGGCCAAAAAAGGACCAGAGAACACCAUCUACCUGAUGUGCGAUGCAAACAAGUCCAAAGUCGGAGCAGAGGAACAAACAGAGAAGAGCAGGGAGAAUGAGACUCAAAUGAUGCCAAAUCAGUUGGACAUGUGAGAAAAGAAUAGUAUUUUUGUGCGAUGUUAUCAGAUGCAGAUUCAGUGCACCGCUUCGGCGCUGUAACACACUGAUCUUUGUUCAAAGGGACCACUCAGAAUGAAAUUUUUGUCAUCAUUAAUGUCAUUCCAAACCUGUAUGGUUUUUUUUUUCUUCUGGGGAUGUUGAGAGAAGAGAUAUUGCGCGUCUGUUUAAGCUUAGGUCUUUUUAUUGGGUGCGCGGUGAUUUAUUGUCCCAAACUCCGUAACAGCCAAACCGUUAUUGUUAUCGUUUUAUUUGAAGGAUUUUUUCUGAGUACGGCACAGAACGAACGAACUAUGUUUUAGACUUCACAUACAGAAAAAUAAAUAAUAAUAAAUAUUUUUUUUUAUUAAAAUAGCAGAAGAAACAAUGACCCAUGCAGUAUACCGCAAGUCGUCUUAGUUAUAUGAUAGCGUUAAGUUACAUGAUAGGCGCAAUUUAUGUAAUUUAAUAUUUCCUAAGCUGUCAAAUCUCAUUUGCAGUCGUUUUCUUCAAAAUGAAAAAAAAAAUGGUUUCAAGUGUUUUUAUGAAGGUACUGUAAAUGAAAUUUGUGCGUGUACUACUAUUGUAUUUUGUACUUGCUAGUAUUAUUGUGAAUGUUUACCAAUAAUUAAUUAGACUUACCUUCCAUUUUAUAUGUGUGUGUGUGUGUGUGUGUGUGUGUGUAAAAUUUAGCACUAGCGUAAUGUCAUUCAUAAUCACAAUUUUCCUAUUUAUAAUUUUGCAUGUCAUUCAUGCGAUCUGGAUUAUUAUCUCCACGUACAUGUGUUUCAAAUUUAGUUUUCAUGGAAAAAACAAAGUCAGGUUUGGGACAACAUGAAAGGGAGUAAAUGAUGACAUAAUUUUCAUUUUCAGGUGAACUAUUCCUGAACUUCUUCCUAGACUUACAAUAGCCCCCCCGGUUUGUCUGCGUCAUCCCGAUUUUUGCCAUGUUAAAUGAAACCGUGUUACUUUUAAAUGGUUCGAUUGAUUCCGCUGGCGAGUGAAUGUGUUUUCGAAGUUUUGAAAGCUGUCCAGACGUUGCGCAACUCAGCCAUCCUCAGGAAAGAAAAAAAAAAAGUCCAGCCAAAGGACAUGUGGAUGCUUUGACGAGUGUUGUGUUCUUUUACUUUUACAAUGACCCCACUGCGGCCGUAACACUUAACCAGGUCUUUUGGGACUGCAGUCAUUCAUCUCGCCGGUGGAAAGAACGCUUUGCUGAAGAAUCUGCAGGUUGUUUCCAACCACUGAUGAGAGCGCUGCACUGGUUCGUCCUGCAGGGUUUUUGAUAUCCACGAAGCACGUGAUAUCCCGUUGCGAAAAGACCUUUUUGUUCUGUUCAAAAAAUGAAUGGAAACUGUAAAAAACGUACUAAUUAUAGGUAUACGUUUGAGCAAAAUCAACAAUGUUGCUGUAUUCUAUUAGCUACGUCCAAUAUUUCUCUUAAAAUAAAAAUGUUGAAUAAAUGUGAACGUGCCGAUUCCAAUCUUGCUGAUGCCAGUCCCCUCUAGGUCUUCGUCUGAGCACUGGACUACGUGGCAGGAAAAUUCUUCGACAUUUUUAUUGGGUCGUUGGAUGCAAAAUUCAGCUGAGCUCAUUAGCAUUUAAAGCAACGUGAACUAGAAUGGCUGAUUUUGACAGGGUAAAAGAAGGUGUUUUUUACACUACCACAGAGAAAUCUUAACCAAAGUAUGUUUCCACCACUGAAUAAAAAUGUAAAAUUGCGA